Molecule: messenger RNA, 1632 nt
Organism: Paramecium octaurelia
Lineage: Eukaryota; Ciliophora; Oligohymenophorea; Peniculida; Parameciidae
Source: the annotation of a GenBank genome assembly
AUGAUUAGUUUGCUGAAUUCAUCAGUGCAUGAUGACUAAUAUCAUUCAAAUCACAAACUUAAAUAAAAAUAUUAGGUUCACAGACAAUACAAAAUUCCUGAAUUUGACUGUACUAGCAGAUUCAACAUUUUAAGAGGUUCUCCUAAUUCCAGCAGAAAAUACAUUACUAUUGAACCGAUUAAAUAAUCCUUGGAUUGUGGCUCAGCAUUUCAGGGAUUUCAAAUUAGAGUCCUCAAACCACAGGAAAGGUAUGAAACUCAAAAAGAAGAAAAAUACAUUCCAAUCACUAAAAGUGCAUAACUUAAAAGAAGAAAGGAAUAGAAAGAAGACAAUAUCAAUCAAACUCAAGACGAUUCACUACUACCUAGAUUUUAUUCACCUAUUCAAACUCCAAGGAAGCUUGCUUUUACAAAGAUGAAGGAAUCAAUCUCCAAACCCUUCUUUAGUAAGUCUGAGAAUGUCGACCAUAUAAUUACUAUUAGUUCAAGAUCUCAAAUAUACGAUCAAUUAAAGAAGGGGAUGAAUUUGAAAUGCUUGUAUUUCUCCUAAAGAUAAGAGACUAUUGAUAAAAUAAUUGUUAUCAACUUUGAUAGUAUUAUAUGAAAUGAAUUUAUAGAUUUAAUUUUGGGAAAAAGGAAGUCAUUUUGGGAAUAAUCUAGUGAAAUCAAAUUAUGUUCUAAGCUAUUUGCCUAAUAAUGCGAUAAUUCCUUUUGUUCAUGUGUCCUCCAAAAAGAUCUAAAAUCAACACUGCAAUUGUACAUAUAACAUAACUAACAUCAAGAUUGUCAAAACAUUUUUAUGUGAUCUUCAUUUUCGAAUGCGGAUUAAGAGGAUCCGCCUGGUCAUCAUACCUAAUUGAUUGUGGUUUUGUUGUUGAUGCCAUCUAUUGUAUUCAGAAAUCUAAAUUGUAUGGAGGAGGAAUUAAAAUGAAAUAAAUUAUUUCGCAUUUUGGCAAAUCUCAAAUCAGAGAACUGAUCUACUUUGGAUCAAUAGACACAGAUAUCUAUUCUGACAAUUUGCCCAUUGAGUAGUUCUACUAUUAAAUUCCAAUUGUGUAGUAAUAGGUUUCUGUUAAAAUCUAUUUGAUGCAAUUGUAAAAGUCCAAAUCGAUUGAUUCUAAGUUGUUCUAUGAAAUCAGCAUGCUUCAUUGCAAUCAGAAGGAUUGCUUUAAUUACAAAAAAUGGCUAAAUGUUACGAAAUUAGAGUUGCAACCAAUUAUUUCUUCGUUGAUUUAAAUGGAAAUAGAGGAUGAAAUUUCAAAUUCUAUAUUUAAAAAUCUGUAUAUUCAUUUCAUUUAUUCAUAGUAAUUUAGAUCACUCUUAAAGAAACAUUUCGGAUGAAGAAGAAGAUAAAAACAGUUAAAACAGUUUAUUACAAUGGUUGUAUCAAACCAAGAAAUUGUUAUUGGAUUACUUUAAAAGCAUUAAUAGUGAAGAAUAAAACUAAAAUCCUAUUACUUUGAUUGGAGAUUUCUUAAGAAGAAAUUCUUCUAUUGAAAUGAAUUUCCUUACCCAAGAUUAUGUAAAAUAAGCUAAGCGAUUCAAUUUGUAUAAUGAAUUAAAAGCUUCGACUACAGCACAAGCAACUUUUCGGAAAUAAAGUAAAAUGGAAUGCUUUGUUAUUUAAGAUUGA